AUGGAUUUCAAUCUGCUGGCAGACGCGGAGGCUCGCAGCCCAGCCUUGUCUCUCUCGGACUCCGGAACCCCUCAACACGAGCACAGCUGCAAAGGGCAGGACCACAGCGACACCGAGAAGUCCCAGCAAAACCAGACGGACGACUCCAACCCUGAAGACGGCUCACUCAAGAAGAAGCAGCGGAGGCAGAGGACGCAUUUCACUAGCCAGCAGCUCCAGGAGCUGGAAGCCACUUUCCAGAGAAACCGUUACCCAGACAUGAGCACCAGGGAGGAGAUUGCAGUCUGGACCAACCUGACGGAGGCACGAGUCCGGGUCUGGUUCAAAAACCGCAGAGCUAAGUGGAGGAAACGGGAGAGGAACCAACAGGCCGAACUGUGCAAGAACAGUUUUGGAGCCCAGUUCAACGGACUGAUGCAGCCUUAUGAUGACAUGUAUUCCAGCUAUUCCUACAACAACUGGGCCACCAAGGGGCUUGCCACCAGCCCACUCUCAGCCAAGAGCUUCCCAUUCUUCAACUCCAUGAACGUCAGUCCCCUCUCCUCCCAGCCCAUGUUCUCCCCACCCAGCUCCAUCGCCUCAAUGACCAUGCCUUCAUCCAUGGUCCCUUCUGCGGUGACUGGAGUACCGGCCUCCAGCCUCAACAACCUGGGAAACAUCAACAACCUGAACAGCCCAAGCCUCAAUUCCGCUGUCUCAUCCAGUGCCUGUCCUUACGCCUCAACAGCCAGCCCCUACAUUUACAGGGACACAUGCAACUCCAGCCUGGCCAGCCUGCGGCUGAAGGCCAAGCAGCACGCUAACUUCACCUACCCGGCGGUGCAGACGGCAGCUUCCAAUCUGAGCCCUUGCCAAUACGCUGUGGACAGGCCCGUAUGAAGGGCUGCCCUCCGCCAACCAGGGACUUGACCUUAGCCUGACAAAAGGAGACCUUUAGCCCUACAACAGCGUACGUCCUGCAGAGAAUGAGAGUGAACCUGGGAGAGCAGGAGAGCAAGAGAGAGCGGUGAGCAGGCAGAUGGACCUCUAUGAAGAUUUGUCUAACUAUCGUAUGGUGAAUUUUGACUGUCUUUCCCCUCCCAAACCCCCUCCCCUCUUGCCCACCAAACCUCCUCCUUUGUGGUAAAGAAACCAAAACAGUCUACUGGAAGCCCCGGGGGGAAAUAGGAGCCCUGACAUGCGGGGUGCCUGACUCACG
Phaethon lepturus (White-tailed tropicbird) is the source of this 1198-nucleotide messenger RNA. It is a transcript of the gene PITX1, whose product is annotated as paired-like homeodomain 1. Gene Ontology annotation, biological process: anatomical structure morphogenesis; regulation of transcription by RNA polymerase II. Gene Ontology annotation, cellular component: nucleus. The transcript has 3 exons. The record is from RefSeq and is a predicted model, not a curated record. NCBI's taxonomy places the organism in Eukaryota, Metazoa, Chordata, Aves, Phaethontiformes, Phaethontidae. Gene Ontology annotation, molecular function: DNA-binding transcription factor activity, RNA polymerase II-specific; RNA polymerase II cis-regulatory region sequence-specific DNA binding. Bases 1 to 879 code for a protein of 292 amino acids.